CCCCGGCCAGGAUGCUGCGGUUCCUGCGCCGGACCUUUGGCCGCCGCUCCAUGCAGCGCUACGCGCGGGGCGCGGCGGGGCGCGGGGCCGCCGGGCUGGGGGACGAGCGCGACGGGGGGCCGCGAGGGGGCCCGGCCGCCGCCGCCACCUCCUCGGUGCUGCCCGCCGCGCCCGGGGGCAGCGUGUUCCCGGCCGGCGGCGGGCCCCUGCUCACGGGCGGCGCGGCCGUGCACAUCUCCGCCUCUGGAGCGGCCAAGGCCACCCUCUACUGCCGUGUCUUCCUGCUCGACGGAACCGAAGUGAGCGUGGACCUGCCGAAACAUGCCAAAGGCCAGGAUUUGUUCGACCAGAUUGUGUACCACUUGGACCUGGUGGAAACGGAUUAUUUUGGUCUGCAGUUCCUCGACUCCGCCCAGGUCACGCACUGGCUGGACCAUUCGAAACCCAUAAAGAAACAGAUGAAAGUUGGACCUGCCUAUGCCUUGCACUUUCGAGUCAAAUACUAUUCUUCAGAACCAAACAACCUUCGGGAGGAAUUUACAAGGUACCUGUUUGUUUUACAACUCAGGCAUGACAUUCUUUCUGGAAAACUGAAAUGCCCCUAUGAAACGGCCGUGGAACUAGCUGCUCUCUGUCUGCAAGCGGAGCUGGGGGAGUGUGAGCUCCCGGAACACACACCAGAGCUUGUGUCUGAGUUUCGGUUCAUCCCAAAUCAGACAGAAGCCAUGGAAUUCGAUAUCUUCCAGAGAUGGAAAGAGUACAGGGGAAAGAGCCCUGCCCAGGCCGAACUCUCCUAUCUCAACAAAGCAAAGUGGCUGGAAAUGUAUGGGGUGGACAUGCACGUUGUCAGGGGAAGAGAUGGCUGUGAAUAUUCUCUUGGACUGACCCCGACAGGCAUAUUAAUCUUUGAAGGAGCUAACAAAAUAGGCUUAUUCUUUUGGCCUAAGAUCACCAAAAUGGACUUUAAAAAGAGUAAACUGACCCUCAUAGUAGUGGAGGAUGAUGACCAGGGGCGUGAGCAGGAGCACACCUUCGUGUUCAGGCUGGACAGCGCGCGCACUUGCAAGCACUUGUGGAAGUGUGCUGUGGAGCACCACGCCUUCUUCCGCCUGCGCACACCCAGCAACAGCAAGUCCACCAGAUCGGACUUCAUCCGCCUAGGCUCCCGCUUCCGGUUCAGCGGGCGGACAGAAUAUCAAGCUACACACGGCUCCAGAUUGCGAAGGACCAGCACCUUUGAGAGGAAGCCUAGCAAGCGCUACCCAUCCCGGCGACAUUCCACAUUCAAAGCAAGCAACCCAGUGAUUGCUGCUCAGUUCUGCUCUAAAACAAAUCCUGAAGUCCAUAAUUACCAGCCUCAGUGCCAUCCUAAUGUCCACCCCAGCCAGCCCCGGUGGCGUCCCCACUCUCCAAAUGUCAGGUUUUGGCCCAAUGACCUAUCUAGCUACCCGAUCUCCUCCCCAGCACUCAGCCCCACAGAAAGGCUGCCUUUUGGCCUCGAGGAGAAUGGGGGCACACCUUUCGCCCCCAAAGCUUCAGGGAGACACCAUCACCAGAACCAGCACCACUCCAACUAUGGCCUUUCGCUGCCCCUGGAGAAUAAGGAGGGACCACUGAGGUCCCCAAACUCCAGCAAGGCCCUCAACAAACUGAGUCCAGGAGCACCUGCCCUGUACAGCGAAGCAGCUGCCCAUCUGAAGAAGCUGGAGCUGGAGACGGUGAAGACUGCGGGACCCUGGCCUGCCCUACACAUCAACAUAAACAAGGCCGAGGAAAAGAAAGUUUCCGAGAAGACCCUUCAGACCCCGCUGCUGCCAUCGCCGGUGGCAGAUCACGUGAAGUGUAACAUUUUGAAAGCACAGCUGGAGAAUGCCUCCCGUGUGAAUGCCCAGAUUGGAAAGGAGGAGCCCACAUUUGUAAAUAUCAAUAAAAAAUCAAGUCUCCAGGACACUAAUGUAAGAAGCCCUAUUCCUAUACGUGUGGAAACAGCCCAGCCAGCUAUGGAGAAGCCAGAAAUCAAGCCUCCCAGAGUGAGGAAGUUAACAAGGCAGUACAGUUUUAACCGCAGUGAUGAAGAUGACCUCCCUCCAGACCUGGCCGAGGCAGUGGGAACCACCACAGUCACAACCACAAACACCACGAUGUCUGCCACUCAAGUCUCAGUGCCCCUGGCAUCCCCCCAAAUCCAGAAAGUCACCUCGCCUCAGAAGUCGGAAGUCAAGAGCCCACUGUCCCCAGGGGCCAAGAGCCCCUCUGACCAUGGAGGCACCUUUACCUUGGGGCCAGGUGACCUGCUGAUGGACUUCACAGAAGCCACUCCUCUGGCAGAGCCCGCCAGCAGCCCCCACUGUGCCCACCCUCGCUGCUCUCCUCCACUCUCUCUCCCAAUGAAGGAAGAGACCACUGGAGUUUGCAUGUAUCCUCCAAUCAAAACGAGGCUGAUAAAAACAUUCCCGGCGGAACCGAUGAUGAACCCGUUUCCUGAUCCCUUCACUGCAGGGCCACAGUUCACUGCAGACUUUAGAGAGAACAGAUUGCCAUGCUGUCCUGGCCAGUCUUCUCCAUUGAUUCCAACAGCAACCCUGCGGCCACUGACAGAGACCGUGUCCACAGUACAGACCAUCUACACCUAGGAAGCCUGUCUCUCUGGCAGCCAGUGCAGAGACACUCCGGCAAGAACUGGAAAGAGAGAAGAUGAUGAAAAGAUUGUUGAUGACGGAACUGUGAAACUCUGCCCUUGCUGCUUGGAGAUGGCAUGGUGCCUUCGUCCGCUGCCUUUCCUCGGGCUCAGGGGGUUCACUGUGGCACAAUGGAUAGCAGUGUGCUCUGUUCGCCCAGGUCUCCAGGGUAGCGGAAGCCAGAUUCCGGCUUGACUUCAUUGGAAAAGUUAUCUUAUGUCUCCUGAGCACGAGAGGUUUUGUUCUACUGCUCAGUUCAGUGGAGACAGGGUUUAGAAGGAAGUUUCUAGAAGAAAAGGGAUUUCUGUUCAGCGGUACCUAUGUGUAUCUGUUAGUAACCCCAGGGGCUAACGCAGCACAGAAUCCUCCGCUCAUACUCUCAACUAUG
This is a messenger RNA of Phodopus roborovskii (desert hamster), 3066 nucleotides long. RefSeq names its product erythrocyte membrane protein band 4.1 like 4B (gene Epb41l4b). Gene Ontology annotation, cellular component: cytoskeleton. Lineage: Eukaryota; Metazoa; Chordata; Mammalia; Rodentia; Cricetidae. Gene Ontology annotation, molecular function: cytoskeletal protein binding. The record is from RefSeq and is a predicted model, not a curated record.